GUUCGAACCUCACGCACAGGAUCUACGAUAAGUAAAACAGAGAGUUGGCCAUUCAAAUUGCAAAUUGCUUGCCGAUCGCGAAGUUCAAGAAUCGUCGACAUUGGGAAACUUUGUCGGUUAAGACAGAGUCACAGAACUUCCUGCCUUUGUAUAAAUUCGAUUGGUAGAUCUAGAAUCGAUUUUGGGCUAGGGUUGUGCUGUGCACAGCUAGCAGCCUCAUGGCUUCCUGAUGGUUAAUUCGGUUAAGUACAUCAACCACCUUCCUGCCCGCCUUCCUUCGCUCUCCUACAUCUCCUCUCACCUAUCCUCUAGUUUCUCCUAGCUGAAUCUUGAACGCAAAAAGCCCUAUUCUCUGAUCUUGCCAUCUAAUCGAGAUGCCCUUUCCAUUCAAGUUGUUCCAGGGUUUCGAAAACAUUAUUGCAAUUCGUUCGAAGCGCCCUGAAAACCAAGGAAGCGCACAACGCAACUCGACAACCGCCGGCCAUGAGGGCGAUCCUUCUAUCCCUACAGGCCUCUCCAAUUCCGUUCCUGCACCAAUGCACUCUUCGAAUUCUGCCUCUCUUUCCGCAGUGUACCCUUGGGGUGCAUCCCCUGCCCACGAAGCUUUCGACAUUGCUCAGGUAGCUUUGCCUUUGGUACAGGCUUUUACGGGUGUAAUUCCACUUGUCGGUGCUCCGAUGAACGCGGCUAUUAGCGGGUUGUUGGGAAUUCUUCAAGCUAUAAAGAGAUGCGAUGAGAAUAAGGCGGCCUUAGACGACUUGACAUCGCGACUCCAUCGACUAUGCUGCCAUUUGUGCAACGCCCCACCUGCUCUGAAUCCUCUUGAACGUUCUCGGAGAGACAUUUUAGCUAGAAAGUUGGAAGACACCUCUUUCCGCCUGAAAAAGUUGCCAAAACGUCGUCUCGUGUACACGUCUGUCACACAAGCUAUCAUCGGAUGCUCAGCUGACAUCAACAAUUAUCUGAUGGAGUCUUUAUGGUCGUCUCAAAUGCAAAGUCAACGCGAAACACACGAACUGCUUAUAAUUGCACGGAGGCGGGAUGAGGGUCUUCAGAACAUCGAACAGUCCUUCGCAGCACUAUCUGUAUCGCCUUUACCUGGAAGCGUCGCGUCUGGCUGCGUGACGCUGGUAGACGCAACAGGCCGCCACCAAGCAAUAUCAGUGAACUUGUGCACCUCAUAUCAGCAACUCAAUUCCAUGCUCCGAGUCCUUUUUGAACGCGAUGCGGUCGAAGCCCAAAUUCAAAGGCGAUAUAUAGAAGAAGGAAAGUACGAUUUGUGCAUCGACGAGGGCAAGCAAGUGACCGCACUUACAAGCCACAAUUGGUCGAGCAUUGAACCAGGCACGAAGAUUGUGAUGAGGGUUACCAUUCAACAGAAGACGUCAUCACUAUCUGGAGUCGACUAUCGAUGUCAUUUUUGCGGCGCUGUGAAUCGCCUUGGUGCUAGAUCUGUGAAAUAUGAGUCUCGAGGGCGGACUGUUUGCUCGACUGAAUGUCAAGAAUGCAAACGAUGCUUCCAGAUCACCCGUGGUUUUGCGGACCCGAGAAAACUACUCUCUAACAGUGACUCCAGCCACAAGACUGACGCAGAAACGCUUCUUGUUCGCAACUUUCAUGUUCAGCAAAUUGUAUGUCAUCCUGGUACUUCGCUAGCAAUCUUGAGCUGAGAUCACGAUGUACCUCCCGCUCUCAGUCUUUGGUGCGUGAUCUGGUCUUUCUACCUUCUUAGGCGAUGCUGACGGUGCCACGGCCAUGUCCCGCUCUCAGUCUGUGCGUGAUCUGGUCUUUCUACCUUCUUAGGCCACGCUGACGGUGCCACGGCCAUGUCCCGCUCUCAG
Messenger RNA from Suillus fuscotomentosus, 1841 nucleotides. RefSeq lists its product as uncharacterized. Bases 375 to 1670 code for a protein of 431 amino acids. The transcript is spliced from 9 exons. Lineage: Eukaryota; Fungi; Basidiomycota; Agaricomycetes; Boletales; Suillaceae. The record is from RefSeq and is a predicted model, not a curated record.